UGUUCUUCCUUCCAAUCCCCACAGUUCUUGCAGAAGCCAUUCCCUGUCAAAUUCAACAUUGGAUCUCCCUCGUUCACUCUCCCAUGCCCCACAAUUCUUGCAGAAGCCAUUCGCUGUCAAAUUUAACAUUGGAUCUCCCUCGUUCCAUGUAAUUGAUCGAAAGAACAGAGGAAUUGAUCUGAAAUACCUGAGUUUCUUCUUCUUGAUUCCUUCCAAGCUCGAGCAAUUCCUGUUAGAUUUUCGAUUAACAAUUACAAGGUUGUUUCGAUUCUCCAGAUUUCGAUCAGAUGUCGAUAGUUGAGGAUGGCCGUAGCCUGGCAGGCUAUACUCUGGACGACGUUCUGGCUAACAAUAGAUUAGGGCCACCGGCCGCUUCAAGGGCCGCUGAAAUCCGCGGCAGAACGCUGCUGGAUAUAAUCCGCGACGAGGAGCCCAGCGUCGGCAAGGGGCUUUUCGGAAAGGACAGAAGGACUUGGAAGUCCUUUAGGGAUAAGCUCCGGCUGAAGCGCGCUGGCUCUGCUUGGGUCUCGACGGUUCCGAUUCCGACCUCCGAUAUUCCUGUUCAAGACAAGCGAUCUACAGCCGGAAAGCGAAAUCAAGUCCGUUUCAGCGCGUCUCCGUCUAAAAACUCCGCCGAUUCUUCAACUCGUCCGUCUGAAGAAUCUUCCAAAUCCACUCGCCGUCAGAUGUCUCGACAGACUUCCAGAUUGAACAACCCGAACGAUGCGUCCGCGUUCCAUUACGAUGAGUCCUUCGAUUACUCAUCAGUUCCAGAUGCAGCGCCGAAUCGAGCCAUGAGACCGCAAAUGUCGCGCCGUAACUCAAUCCGUGUCUCUGCAAUGGACUACACGGAUCCAACGGAACCAGAUCGCGAUAACAGAGCUCGACACUUCAAUUUCUCAGAGUCGAGAAUGAUGUCCGCUAGAGAAGCCGUAGCAGCACAAGAAGCAGCCGAUGCAGCAGCAGCCGCCGCGGAAGCUACAGAAAAAGACAAUGAACAAAACGAGAACAACGAGAAGGAAGACGAAAACGAAAACGAGAAGGAAGACUCAACAACCGCAUCGGAGAAGGAGAAGAAGGAGGAGGAGGAGGAGGAGGAGGAGGAGAACUCACCGUCGUCUGAGCCGGUAAGGAUAUCGCUGAUGGACCUAUUGCACGAGACGGAUAAGGAAAUGGGAUUCGGAGGAUCGACUUACGGAAUGGGAUUUGGAGAAGAUUUCUUCGACGACGACGAUGACGACGAAGACUACGAUGAAGAUGAAGACGACGGGCAUGGCGGAGAAUUCACCUGCUGCGUUUGCAUGGUGAAGCAUAAGAACGCGGCAUUGGCGCCAUGCGGGCAUACAUUUUGCAGGCUGUGUUCGAAGGAAUUCAUGGUUAGCCGCGGGAACUGUCCCACUUGCAGCGAUUUCAUCUUGGAAAUCCUCGACGCUUUUUGAUUCUGAUUUUGAAACUCAUUUCUUUGAUCAUUUGAUGAGGAUUUGAAGAUGCUCAAAUUUGAGUAGAGAUAUCAUUUUGCGCCCACAAAGAUUAGUUGUUGUAAAAUAUCCCUCAAGAAUUUCAAUCUUUGUAUUCACAAAGUGUAUAUCAUCAAUCUUUGCCUACUACUCUA
Cucurbita pepo subsp. pepo (vegetable marrow) is the source of this 1612-nucleotide messenger RNA. The record is from RefSeq and is a predicted model, not a curated record. Lineage: Eukaryota; Viridiplantae; Streptophyta; Magnoliopsida; Cucurbitales; Cucurbitaceae.